Messenger RNA from Triticum dicoccoides, 2881 nucleotides. RefSeq lists its product as uncharacterized. The coding region runs from base 96 to 2420 and encodes 774 amino acids. The transcript has a single exon. The record is from RefSeq and is a predicted model, not a curated record. Lineage: Eukaryota; Viridiplantae; Streptophyta; Magnoliopsida; Poales; Poaceae.
AGCGUCACACACCCCGUAUACUUCGUUCAGAUUUUCCUAAGUUUGAUGGUGAGAAUCCCAAAUGGUGGAAGAAACAGUGCGAGAAAUAUUUCAGGAUGUAUUCAGUCCAAGCACAUUUGUGGGUGGAUUUUGCUACGAUGCACUUCAUUGGAAAUGCAGCACUGUGGCUUCAGACAUAUGAAGCGAUGCAUAAUGUUGAUUCUUGGGCAGAACUGUGUGUAGCUGUUUUCGCCAAGUUAAACAAGCACAAGUACUCCAGACUCAUUGAUGUUUUCUUUGCCUUGCGUCAAGAUGGCUCAGUGGAUGACUAUGCCCAUGUGUUUGAGGAGCAUAUGCACAAGAUCUUAGUCUACAAUCAGUCCUAUGAUGAGAUAUUCUUUGUCAACCGGUUCAUCGAUGGGUUGAAACCUGAGAUUCGAGCACCAGUGAAGCUGCAACAUCUCGGUACUGUUGAUUUGGCUUAUACUUUUGCCCAAACACAAGAAGCUUUACUGGCGGAAGAUAUUUCUCGGAUGACUAAGAAGUUUGAGCAUCGAAACAAGAACAAAUCGUAUAUUCAUCAGGGGUUGUUGGGGGCUAGUCCUACUGAUCAGAAAGUGGAGGACAAAGCCAAAUGGUCUGAUAAAAUGGAUAAUCUGAGAGCGCAACGGCGUGCUCGUGGUGAGUGCUUUAAGUGUGGGGAGAAGUAUGGACCAGGCCACAAGUGUCCCAAAACAGUGCAGCUCCACGUCAUGGAAGAAUUUAUCUCUGCUCUCCAGUUGUCUGACAGUUCCGAUUCAGAAACUGAGACUGAAGAAGCAAAUGCUACGGCGGGACAGAGUGAGUCAGUCAUGCAGAUAUCAGUUCAAGCAGUGAAUGGUACGUCAUGUAAGGAAAGCAUUAAACUGCAAGGUAUGGUUGGCAAGCUCCAUUUACUGAUUCUGGUGGAUUCUGGCAGUUCCAACACGUUUAUUAGUCAAAAACUGGUUCAGCAAUUACAGUGUCCUCUUGAAGCUAUACCUACUGCUAAGGUAGCUAUUGCAGGAGGGGGAACAUUACAGUGCACACAUCAAGUGUUGAAUUUACAGUGGUGUUGUCAAGGGUACACUUUCACUAGUUCAUUAAAGGUUCUGCCACUGGAAAAUUAUGAUAUCAUAUUGGGUAUGAACUGGUUGGAAGUAAUGAGCCCAAUGUGGGUCGAUUGGAAGUUGAAAGUCAUGGAAUUCCAACAUGAAAAUACAAAAGUUACUCUCAGGGGUUUAAGAGAUAACACUGCUUCUUGUCAGCCUGUCUCUAGAAAGAAAUUAAGAGGGUUGUUAAAUACUUCAGCAGUGGAUCAUGUCAUUCAGCUUUAUCACAUUUCUCCUAGCAGAGAUACUAUUGCCCCAAUACCUGAAGCAGUGCAGCACAUCUUGGAUAAACAUAAGGCUGUCUUUAGUGCACCCACUGAACUUCCUCCUCACAGGUCCUUCGAUCAUCAGAUUCCAUUGCUUCCGGGGGCUACUUCAGUGAAUGUUAAACCCUAUCGUUAUAGCCCAAUGCAGAAAACUGAAAUUGAAAACCAGAUUGUGGCUAUGUUACAGCAGGGGAUUAUGCAGUGCAACUCUAGUUUGUUUGCAUCUCCUGUCUUACUAGUAAAGAAAAAGGAUGGAACUUGGCGGUUUUGUGUGGAUUAUAGGCAUCUAAAUGCUAUUACCCUCAAGCAUAAAUAUCCUAUGCCCAUCGUGGAGGAACUUCUGGAUGAACUGGUAGGAGCAAAAUGGUUUACCAAGCUCGACUUACGGUCUGGAUACCAUCAAAUUAGAAUUGUUCCUGGUGAAGAACAUAAAACAGCAUUUAAAGUACACCAUGGCUUGUAUGAGUUCAGAGUCAUUCCUUUCGGGUUGACCAAUGCACCUGCUUCCUUCCAAGCUGCUAUGAACAAAUUGUUUGCUCAUCUACUCAGGAAGUAUGUGCUUGUCUUUAUGGAUGACAUUCUGAUCUUUAGUGCCACUUUAGAAGAGCACCUCCAACACUUGCAGGAAGUGUUUCGAAUCCUGCAUGAAAAUCAGUUUUAUGUCAAGAUGAGCAAGUGCUCUUUUGCUCAACAGGAAUUGGAGUAUUUGGGCCACAUUAUCAGUGCUGAGGGAGUGAAGACCGAUCCUGCCAAGAUUCAAAGUGUGCAGAAGUGGCCUACUCUUACAAACAUUAAGCAAGUCAGAGGGUUUCUGGGCCUGACUGGAUACCAUAGGAAGUUCAUCAAAGAUUAUGGGGUCAUCAGCAGGAGUUUAACCGAACUGUUAAAAAAGGACAGCAUCUUUUUGUGGACCCCUACAGUGGAGGCUGCAUUCCAGCAAUUAAAAUUAGCUCUGUCUCAAUCUCCUGUCUUGGCGUUGUCGAACUUCAGCAAACCUUCACAAUUGAAACAGAUGCUAGCAACUGUGGAGUGGGAGCAGUUCUAAUGCAAGCUGGACAUCCCCUAGCAUACCUUAGUAAAGCAUUGGGGCCCAAAGCUCAAGCGAUGUCCACAUAUGAAAAAGAGUGCUUAGCAGUUCUUAUGGCCGUGGAUAAGUGGAAAUCCUACCUCCAUCAUGCCCCUUUUGUCAUUAGUACUGAUCAUAAAAGUCUGGUCCAUUUGCAGGAUCAGAAGAUCACUAGCCCUAUGCAGCAAAAAGCCUUGCUCAAACUGAUGGGAUUGCAGUAUACUGUGGUCUAUAAAAAAGGUCAAGAUAAUACAGCAGCUGACGCCUUAUCCAGGGUUGCAGGAUCCCCUGCAGUGUACACCAUAUCCUUUUAUACACCUCAGUGGCUAGAAACAGUUGUGGAAGGCUAUUUGCAAGAUAGUAAGGCAAAGGAACUCUUAACUGAACUCAGUUUGAUAGGAACAAAUUCUAAAGGAUUUGCUCUGCAUAGUGGAGUCAUU